GAACAAAGACCCACCAAACCACCACCACCUUAUUCUAUUACUGUCACAGACAACUCUUCUUGGCCUUCUAUCCCAACCACAGCAGCGAUGCCUUACUUCUCUUUGGUAUUAUCUUAGAAUGGGAAUAAAUAUGAACGAUAAUAUUCAUGCUCCAACAGUGGCCUCCGGUCCUACAACGACCGGAGGGUCUGACCGCGACCCGGCCAAGCUCUCCAUGGUCGAAUUGAUGCAGGAAAAGGAACGUAUUGAAGAGGAACUUUCGGCAUUAAGCAGUGUCCUUACAUCUCACGGUGUUAACAUGAAUUCAUCGCUCACAACCUUCGACGACUUCCCACGAGCCGAUAUCGACGUUGCCCAGAUCCGCACAAUACGCGCGAAAGUUAUUCGACUUCGCUACGACCACAAAGAGGUCAUGAAAUAUCUCGAGAAAGGUAUUCACGAUCAUUUUUCGAAUCUUCAACGCGCGCAAGGCGAUACAUCUUCUGUCAGUAAUACAAAUGGGUCUAGUGGAAUACAAUUCAAUUUGACUGGCAAUUCUUCGUCGGAAGCCACGAUACUUGGGCCACCAUUCGCAAGAGUGAACAGUGUCGCAGCCGCAAGUCCUGCGGAUCAGGCUCGCCUGAAGGCGGGAGACAAGAUACGCAGUUUCGGGACCAUUAAUUGGGUUAACCAUGAGCGUCUCUCCAAGGUGGCUGAAUUGGUCCAACAAAACGAAGGGCGUACUUUAAUCGUCAAAGUUCUCAGGCAAAAUGGGAGUGAUGCCACAGAACUGGACUUGGAGCUUGUGCCACGACGGGACUGGGGUGGCCGUGGUUUAUUGGGCUGUCAUCUUGUUCCUUUGUGAUUUGAAGACAAAGGCCUUUGUAUUUGACGAGGCAUGCGAUAUGGUUGUUGUUAAUGACUAGAGUUGUUUAAUGGGACAAGCAAGAAGGCAUCACAACGGAGUUACUAAUUAGGAUCAAUGACGAUGACUUGAAUACUUUUACGAAAAACAUCAUGGCGGAGGGCCCCG
This is a messenger RNA of Aspergillus caelatus, 1012 nucleotides long. Its product is annotated as putative 26S proteasome non-ATPase regulatory subunit Nas2. Gene Ontology annotation, biological process: proteasome regulatory particle assembly. The coding region runs from base 119 to 844 and encodes 241 amino acids. Gene Ontology annotation, cellular component: nucleus; cytoplasm. The transcript has 4 exons. The record is from RefSeq and is a predicted model, not a curated record. Lineage: Eukaryota; Fungi; Ascomycota; Eurotiomycetes; Eurotiales; Aspergillaceae. Gene Ontology annotation, molecular function: protein binding.